Clonostachys rhizophaga is the source of this 1662-nucleotide messenger RNA. NCBI's taxonomy places the organism in Eukaryota, Fungi, Ascomycota, Sordariomycetes, Hypocreales, Bionectriaceae. The record is from the annotation of a GenBank genome assembly.
AUGAGUGGUACCUUUACGCCUGAGCAGCGCAUUCACAUUGUUGAUGCAUUUGCCUGCACCCUUUACCACCGCGUUAAACAACACCCUACCCAGAACGACAUCGCUGAUAUCAUUGGAGAGCUGCAUGGUAGCCUUCGACGGCUAAAUGUUGAGGCUGGCGAUUUCCACUCCCUUCUACGAGACCCGCGGAGUGCUUAUUCUGGCCAACUCGUCACAGUCAUCGACGACUGUGACGGCACUCUCAGACAUCUCCAAUAUACACUCGACAACCAAGGCCGAGCACUAGGUGUCAUCAGAUCUCAGCUAUGGAGCAGGAUCUCAAACAUCAAUAGGCUGAUCGACGCCGUUCAGAUGCAGCACCUAAGGGGUAUGCAGGCAACUCCCAGACCACCCGGUGGGCGUGGGAGAGGAGGGCGUCGGGAUUCAAAAGAUUCAAUCCCACGGUCCAGUUCUCGAAACGAUUAUUCGUAUUAUCCAACUCCAACUUCCAAACCGAAAACAGUUCCUCCCCCCAUCCCACCCAAGAUCCCUCUCGACAAGCCAUACAAUCAAGUUGGGGAUCAACCAUCGUCAGAGUAUGAUAACUCGGGCUAUUCAUACAUUCUCACGACAUCGAUUUCAACAAAUGAUACAACUGCCAAAGACAAUACAGAUCCUCGCUUUGUCAGAUCGCCAUCGCGUUCCCAGUACCAUCAUAGAAGAGGCAACUCUCUCCCAAUCGGGCGAAUGGAUACUCCGUUCAUCCCUCGGGACUCUUAUGCUUCAACGCAUGUCUCUGAGCUUCCCGGCAAUUCAAGUUUCAGGACCCAACCAAUUCCAUUUACCUCUUCUCCUUCACAAAGAGUUCCAGCGAUUGAGUCUGGCCUGGCACCUGAUAGCCAUGGCCAAGCAAUCCCUUUGGACGCUGAAUGGACCAAAAUUGACCGCGAUAUUGUCAGCCCCGGUGUUCUUGAACUUGCUGGGGUUAGAUACGAAGCAAGGCCCUCAUACGUCGCGGUGCUCGGGCGACUUUCAAAGGAUCAAAUCUCUGCGUUUGCUAGGCAAACUGCCAAUUACCGAGCAGGGAGACCCAUUCACCCUGAAGACUGGCAGCUCGCUAGUGGCAAAGGAAGAGUGCCCAAGACACAAAGAAGGACAUCCGAUAGCAGCAACAGCAGUAAAGCUGAAUCUAUCGCAUCGCGUGCGACUGUUGAUCCUCGUAGGAAGAGGCGCUCAACCACCAGCGACGUGCCUCCCAAAUCAGUUCUAAAGAAGCGAAGCAUGAACAGAGUUCGGUUUGACCCCAACCCUGAAGAAAUCAAAUCCAAACCAAGUUCAGUACAAGACGAUCGAGAGAAAGCCCACCCCAGUCGUAGCCAAAGCUAUGAUGAACGGGAUCACAUUUAUGAACUGUCAGGCAGCUCCCCUCCCCGACGUCCUCGGAGUGCCUCUCGUGCCAGUAGCAUGAAUGACCGACCCCGCAGCUACUCGUACGAUGUCGACCGCGACUACUACUCCCCAAGCUCGGGUUAUGACGAUUAUGAUCGACGAUCCCACCGAAGUGACGGUCGCAGGUCGCGACUAAGUAUAAGUGGCACUGCUAAUCGUUUGCUCUCUGCGCUGAGCAGCAAGGGCAGUAGCCAGAGCCAGAACAGAGGAGACAGAGACUUGGCGUACAAUUAG